This is a messenger RNA of Miscanthus lutarioriparius, 4170 nucleotides long. Lineage: Eukaryota; Viridiplantae; Streptophyta; Magnoliopsida; Poales; Poaceae. The record is from the annotation of a GenBank genome assembly.
AUGGAGUUUGCCGCUGUCAGCGCGGCGCGUUGGGUGCUGAGCAAGGCGUUAGGCCCUGUCACGGACGGCCUGUUGGAGGCAUGGGUGGCCAGUGCGGGGCUCGGCCCCAACGUUGAGACCCUCAAGAUGGAGCUCCUAUACGCGCAAGGGAUGCUCGACAACGCGCAGGGAAGGGAGAUCCGGAGCCCUGCGCUCAAGGAGCUACUACUUAAGCUGCAGCAGCUGGCGUAUGGUGCCGACGACGUGCUUGACGAGCUCGACUACUUUCGCAUCCAGGACGAGCUCGACGGCACCUACCAUGCCGCCGACAUCCACGAUGGGGGCUGCGUGCACGACCUCAUCCUAAACACACGCCACACUGCUAGAGCUGUUGCAAGGAUGCUGAAGCUCUCCUCGGGCUCGCGUCAAGCAAGCCGUGGCAAUCCUGACCCUGGCGAGCAUGAAGAUGAUGCAAUGCAAGGAUGCCUCUCUGUCAUCUGUUCGUGUGGCAGGCGUGCUAUCCGCUCCAUACCAAAUUCACCCAACAUCCAGAGCGACCAGAAUGGCGGGUUCAUGUCAAAGGUGGCUUCGACUGCUCGUCGGGCUGCACAUACCAUCGGAAAUGGGUGGCCAAGUUUCUGUUGUGCUUGUCCAUCCAAGAUUCAAACCCAAGAGGGAAAACGUGUUGUGCAAAUACCAAAGUUGAGGUUUGACAGGGUGGAGAUAUCCAGUAAGAUGAAAGAAAUUGUAGAGAAGCUAAGGCCUGUGUCUGCCAAGGUCUCCACCAUUCUUGAUAUGGAGUUGCUGGGCUCUGCUAUUCUUAAGCUAGAGCAAUUAGGCUCCAACCAUACUACAACCCAAAACAGUGCUAUGGGCUGUCGCAAGACCACUCCGGACAUUAUAGAGCCUAAGUUGUAUGGGAGGGAUAAUCAGAAAAAGAUUAUUAUAGACGGCAUUAAGCAUGGAGAAUAUUUAGCAGAUGGCCUUGUGGUGCUUCCAAUUGUUGGUCCAGGCGGCAUUGGGAAGACAACUUUCACACAGCACGUAUAUAAAGAGGUGAAGGACCAUUUCGAGCGAAUUGAACAAAGAUUGAAAGUUAAACGGUAUUUACUUGUGCUAGAUGACAUGUGGACAUGUCACGAAGACGAGUGGAAAAAACUACUAGCACCAUUUGGAAGAGGAGGAGAGAAGGGUAAUAUGGUUAUAGUGACAACUCGAAUUCCAGAAGUGGCAUAUAUGGUUAAGACAAUUGAUUGUCCAAUAAAAAUGGAUCGUCUAGAAGACAAAGAUUUUAUGGAUUUCUUUGAAGCAUGUGUGUUUGGUCACCAGAAGGCAUGGGAAGAUCAUCCUGAAUUGCGUGAUGUUGGGGAGAAAAUAGUGAGCAAUUUGAAGGGUUUCCCUCUUGCAGCAAAAACGGUGGGUCGGGUACUAAGAAACCAACUUACUUUGGACCAUUGGACAAGAGUUCUAAAAAGCAAAGAAUGGGAACUACAGACCAAUGAGAAUGACAUUAUGCCAGCUCUAAAACUUAGCUAUGAUUAUCUUCCUUUCCAUCUACAACGAUGUUUUUCAUAUUGUUCUUUGUUUCCUGAAGAUUAUGAAUUUGGUAGUGAUGAGCUAAUUCACUUGUGGAUGGGACUAGAUAUUUUACACUCAUCUAGUCAGAACAAGAGAACUAGAGAUGUUGGUCUGAGCUAUCUGAUUGACUUGGUUAACAAUGGAUUUUUUAUAAAGAAUGAGAAAGACAAUGGUACUUCUUAUUAUGUCCUACAUGACUUACUGCAUGAUUUAGCAGUGAAAGUUUCAUCAUACGAAUGCAUUACAAUACCUAGUUCCAAUGUCAGGUCCAUACAAAUCCCAACUUCAGUUCGCCACUUGUCCUUCAUCAUAGAUGACAAAGAAGUUGAGAACAAAGAGAAUUUUGACAACUUCAAAAAGGAACUAAGAGAACUGGACAAAAGACUGAAUACUGAAAACCUACGUACAUUGAUGCUUUUUGGGAGCCACCAUGGAAGCUUUUCCAUGAUUUUUGGUCAUUUAUUUAGAAAUGACAAAGCCCUUCGUUCUAUUUAUCUGUCCGAAGCAUCAUAUAUUGUGGAGGAUGUAAGGAUCAAGUCGAAGUACAUGGAGGACACAUGCUUGCUGAGUUCUAUGUCUAGACUUUAUCAUUUAGAAGUCAUAGAUCUGCAGGAGUGGGAAUAUUGCUCUGGUAACAUAAGAGAUAUAAAUAGUCUUGCAAAAUUGCACCACUUUUUUGUGACACAAUACAGGCGUCAGCUUCACUGUAACAUAGUUGAUGUGGGGAAACUAAAAUUAUUUCAGGAACUAAGAGGCUUUGAAGUUGGAAAAGAAAGUAAGGGCUUUGAACUAAGUCAGCUAGAGCAACUAUCAGAACUUGGAGGUUCGCUUGCCAUUUGUAAUCUGGAAAGGACACAAACAGUGAAGGAAGCUAGUGAGGCAAAACUAAUACACAAAAAUGGUUUGCACAAGCUAACAUUAGAAUGGGAUGUCAAUAGACUUAACAAGGAUCCAGCACAUGAAGCAAAUAUUCUGGAGGAAAAUUUUCCACCAAUAGGAGAAAUGUGGAUGGUCAAUGAGCAUGGUGAGGAGCAUUUGGGUCGCGUACCUCAUAAUAGGUUUCGAAAUUUGAGAAGGCUUGAAUUCAAUAAGCUGCCAAGACUGAAGAAAUGGGCUGAAAGUGACCCUUGUAAUUUAUUCUCUCACGUGGAAGUGCUCAUCAUCACACAUUGCUCUGAACUCACGGAGUUGUCAUUUUCCCAUUUGACUUGCUGUCAUCAACAGAAAGAGGCAAAGAUAAAUUGGUUUCCUAGACUACGGGAGCUCAAAAUUGAAGACUGUCCAAAACUGUUGUCCUUUCCUCCUGUUCCUUGGACUAGGGCUCUGUGCUCAGCUGAGAUAGAAGGAGUUGAUUCAGGCCUUGAGGAACUUGUUUGUAAUAACGAGAGUUACAAAUCAGAAUAUAGCUUGGAAAUUAAGAUGAAUGAUGCUCUGGUUAGUGAUUUAUGGAAUGUGUUGGCCUUUGAUAAUCUAGCUGAACUAGAAGAGUUGAAGAUGGGCACAUGCCCUCCUCUCCCACUGCAUCAUUUCCAAAUGCUACCAUCCCUAAAGACCCUCAAGCUAUAUGGUGGUUCAGGUAUUGUCUUCCCAUCGGUUGAAGAUGAGAGCUAUGCCGAAUAUCAAUCUCCAGUUGAAUGCAUAACAGUUAGUGGGUGGGAUGCCAGUGCGAAGGAAUUGACACAGCUACUGACUUAUUUCCCCAAGCUCUCUGAACUGAACAUGUGGUCAUGUGAGAAGAUUACAGGGCUAGCUGUAGUGGAGAAGCAGGCAAUAGAAAGACCCACGCCAACAUCUCCAGAAAACAGAGUGGACGACAAUGUGGAAAUCGAGCAGCACCACCAGCAGCAGGAUGGCACAGGAGGAGAGGAGGAAAUAGGCGCAUCAUCAGCAGAAGGGCUGCUGCUCUUGCCUUCCCAACUACAACAGUUGGAGAUCAGCUGCUGCCCAGAGCUGAGCCUCCGCUCCAAUUCAAUCGAGCACAGCAGAGAAUCAGGACGAACUGGUGGAGGACAAGGGCUCCAAGGCGACGGACUGCGACGUCUCCUCGCUCAAGGUCGUCUCACCAGUUUAACCAUCCAAGAAACCCCCAAUUUCUUCGCUGGUUUCGAGCCCCCGCUGCCCCAUGAACAAGAGUUCCCAUCCACUUCCUCCAAACUGCAGCAGCUUCGGACGGAUAACGCCGCGGGCGUCCUUGUCGCGCCCAUCUGUACCUUGCUCUCUUCCUCGCUCACUGAAUUGGGACUUCGGGACAAAGAGGUGGAGCGCUUCACAGAGGAGCAAGAGGAGGCCCUUCAGCUUCUCACCUCUGUCGAGGAGAUCACGUUUUGGGCCUACGACAAGCUGCAGUGCCUCCCUGCAGGGCUUCAUGGACUUCCCAACCUCAAGAGAUUACACGUCUGGGGUUGUGCAGCCAUCCAGUCGCUGCCCAAGGACUGCCUCCCAAGUUCACUGCAAAAAUUAGAGGUCAGGAGCUGCCCAACCAUUCGAUCGCUGCCCAAGGUGAAUGACCUUCCAAGUUCACUGCGAGAAUUGGAUGUCGAGGAUAGCGGAAGUGAGAAGCUAAGAAGGCAGUGCCGCAAGCUGAUUGGAACCAUUCCAAUAGGCAAAGCUUGA